AUGGAGUUUGUUUUGCAAUUUGUUCAUCCUUCAACCAUUCUUUUUCUUCUCCUCCCUAUCUCAGUCUUCUUCGUUGUUUUCAUACCUUACCUAUGGAAGAAGCUCCCUUACCCACCAGGCCCAAAGGGGCUACCCAUCGUAGGAAAUUUGUUCAUGAUGGAUCAACUUACACACCGUGGUUUGGCUCAACUUGCCAAACAGUACGGUGGGCUUUGUCAUCUCCGAAUGGGUAUGCUACAUAUAGUGGCUGUGUCUACACCAGAAAUGGCCCGUGAAGUGCUCCAAGCCCAGGACGGUGAUUUCUCUAACAGGCCCGCAAACGUGGCAAUUACUUACUUAACAUAUGAUCGAGCUGACAUGGCUUUUGCAAACUACGGCCCGUUUUGGCGACAAAUGCGUAAGAUUUGUGUGAUGAAAUUGUUUAGCCGAAAACGGGCCGAAUCAUGGGCUUCCGUACGCGAAGAGGUUGAAGGAAUGGUCCAAACCGUGGCAAGUAAAAUUGGCUCACCUAUUAACUUGGGUGCGAUGAUUUUCGCUCUAACUAGGAGCAUCACCUUUAAGGCCGCGUUUGGGGCUAGCUUAAAUGAAGGACAAGAGGAAUUCAUGAAAAUCUUGCAAGAGUUCUCAAAGCUCUUUGGAGCUUUCAACAUUGCGGAUUUUAUUCCAUGGUUAGGUUGGUUUCAUGCACAAGAGUUUAAUAAAAGAAUGGCAAAUGCACGACAAGCACUUGAUGUUUUCAUUGACCAGAUUAUUGAUGAUCACAUGUCAAAGAGGAAAAACAUGAAGCAAAAGAGCGUCGAGAACGAAGUGGAUUCAGAUAUGGUUGAUGAGCUAAUGGUUUUCCUUUAUGAGAAAGAUGGUGACACUACUCACUCAGAUAAUCCUCCAUUGAUGCUUAAGUUGACCAGAGACAACAUCAAAGCUCUUAUCAUGGACGUCAUGUUUGGGGGAACAGAGACAGUAGCAUCAGUGGUAGAAUGGACCUUAGCAGAGCUGAUGAAGAGUCCAGUGGAUCUCGAAAAGGUCCAACAAGAGCUAUUGGAUGUAGUGGGCUUGGGCCGAAGAUUCAAUGAAUUUGAUCUUGAAAAAUUGACAUAUCUUAAAUGCGCUAUCAAAGAAACCUUGCGACUACACCCUCCAAUUCCACUUCUUCUACAUGAGGCUGCAAAGGAUAGUGUUCUUGCAGGUUACGCUAUUCCAAAAGGAACUCGUGUUUGGAUCAAUGCAUGGGCCAUUGGUCGUGACGAGAUGGCAUGGGAUGAACCAGAGAAAUUCAACCCAUCGAGGUUUUUGAAUGAUGACAUGCCAGAUUUUAAAGGGGGAAAUUUUGAGUUUAUUCCUUUUGGGUCAGGUCGAAGGUCAUGCCCAGGAAUGCAACUUGGCCUCUAUGCUGUAGAAAUGGCUGCGGCUCACUUGCUUCAUUGUUUCAAAUGGGAGUUACCCAAUGGAAUGAAACCCAGUGAGCUUGAUAUGAAUGACGUGUUUGGCCUCACUGCACCAAGAGCUGUUCAACUUGUUGCGGUACCUAGUUAUCGUCUAAAGUGUCCUCUCCAUGAAUCAUAG
Molecule: messenger RNA, 1563 nt
Organism: Abrus precatorius (Indian licorice)
Lineage: Eukaryota; Viridiplantae; Streptophyta; Magnoliopsida; Fabales; Fabaceae
Product: cytochrome P450 84A1-like
Exons: 2
Coding region: 1-1563 (520 amino acids)
Biological process (GO): lignin biosynthetic process
Molecular function (GO): monooxygenase activity; iron ion binding; oxidoreductase activity, acting on paired donors, with incorporation or reduction of molecular oxygen
Source: RefSeq, a predicted model, not a curated record